CCCGCGGCGCUUCCCGCCCCGCGCGGCCCCUCAGCGCCGCCCGCCAUGUUCGCGGAGCUGAACGAGCUGCUCGGGGCCUCCCCGGAGCGCCCGGACGCGGGUAAAUUCACACUGCUGCGAGACACCCGGACAGAUGGCAGCUUCCUGGUGCACCACUUCCUCUCCUUCUACCUCAGAGCUGGCUGCAAGGUUUGCUUUGUGGCCCUGCUCCAGUCCUUCAGCCACUACAACAUCGUGGCGCAGAAGCUGGGAGUCAGUCUGGCAGCUGCCAAGGAGCGGGGACAGCUUGUCUUCCUGGAGGGCCUCAAGUCCUGCCUUGACCUCCUGUUUGGGGAGGAGGAGCAGCCAGGACAGCCCAGUCCUCUGCAGUUUCUGAGCGGGAGCACCUGUGACCUGCGAGCCUUGUUUGACUUUGUCCGGGUGUCCCUGAGCGCCGCUGAUUCCUGGAAAGGCCCCGUGCUGCUGGUGGAUGACCUCAGUGUCCUGCUGAGCCUGGGGGCUGCGCCGGUGGCCGUGCUGGACUUCAUCCACUACUGCCGCGUGUGCGUGUGCUGCCAGCUGAAGGGCAACGUGGUGGUGCUGGUUCACAGCAACGAGGAUUCGGAAGAUGAGGAGAACGAACUGGUUGUGAACUCCCUGUGUCAUCACAGCGACCUCAUCCUGUGGGCAGAGGGGCUGGCCACCGGCUUCUGCAAGGAUGUUCACGGGCAGAUCAAGAUAAUCAAGAGAUUGUCCUUGCGGCAGGCGGCGGAGCAGGAUCUGGUGCAGAUCUACCAGUACAAGAUCCAGGACAGGAACGUCACCUUUUUCGCACGGGGGCUGUCGGCUGCAGUCCUGUGACAGCGCAGAGCCCGGCAGUGUCAGUCCCUGCCUCUGCAGAAGCACCACCAGCACCUCUGAGGAGCAGCACAGCCAACUGACCCGGGAGGGAAGCUCAGACACACCUGGCAGUGGUGCCAACGUGGGAUCAGCCUGCCUGGGGCCUGCUGCAUCCCUUUGUCCUCCCACCCCGUUCCCAACACGCUCAGGCCAAGAAAGGGAGCAAGAACUUGCAAGAAUGGCCCUUAGAGCAUGUAAAUACAGGCAGGGGGUGCCCUGCAGGCUGGGUGUGCCUCGCCUCACCCUUUCCGGUGUGUUGGGCACAGCGUGGCAGUGCCAGGCACUGCACGGAGGGAGCACCCCUCCCUCCCGCUGGCACGGGAGGAGAUGACACACAGCGGGUGGAGCAGGGAUGGUCCAGGAGCCUGGCGCAAUCCUCUCCUUGCUCCCAGCUCUGGCUGGCAGAGAUUUGCCCAGCUCCCAGCUUCCAUGCAGUUGGAAAAUCCACAGCUCGUGUAUAGCCCUCACCUGGCUGUGCUGAGACCUGGGUGCUGCUGUGCUUUAUCCCCUGCGGCUUCCCAAGCUCAUCCUGGGCUUUGUGCUUGGAUAAACCCCUCUGGGAGCCUGUCUCAGCCACUGCUUCCUCAUCCCAACCCUGACUAGCAGUUACGUGACCUGUCUGUGCCGAAGCAGGUUUUUUAUUAAUAAUCCGUAAUUUUAGUGAGAUAAGGGUACAGUGAUUGAGUAA
This is a messenger RNA of Vidua macroura (Pin-tailed whydah), 1567 nucleotides long. RefSeq names its product elongator acetyltransferase complex subunit 6 (gene ELP6). Gene Ontology annotation, cellular component: elongator holoenzyme complex. Gene Ontology annotation, biological process: tRNA wobble uridine modification. The transcript has 7 exons. Lineage: Eukaryota; Metazoa; Chordata; Aves; Passeriformes; Viduidae. The coding region runs from base 46 to 840 and encodes 264 amino acids. The record is from RefSeq and is a predicted model, not a curated record.